AUGGGGCCCCGAAAAGCUGCCUUUCUCUUGCUUUUCUUGCUCAGCUCAGUGCAAGGAAAUGUACUGGACAGCUAUGUGAAAACAGAAGGAGCUUGGCUGCUGAACCCAAAAAAGCAAAUCUAUAAGACAAAUACUAAAGAAGAAUGUGCAGAGCGAUGUGAAGCUGAGAAUAAAUUUAUUUGCAGGGCCUUCCUCUUCACCAGUAAAGACCAACAGUGUUUGACCCUGUCUGAGAACAGCAAAACAGCAAUGCUAUUCAGAAGAGCAAAUGCAGUUCUUUAUGAAAAAAGAAUUUAUCUUCUAGAGUGCAAGGAGGGCAAUGGCGUGGAUUACCGAGGAACUGAAGCCAAAACUCAGAAGGGUGUACCCUGCCAGAAGUGGGGUGAUGAUACCCCCCACAAACCAAAUUACACACCUGAAAAAUACCCCGAAGCAGGACUGGAGGAAAACUACUGCAGAAAUCCUGAUAAUGAUAGAAAGGGACCUUGGUGUUACACAACAGAUCCUGCUACCAGAUUUGAUUACUGCAACAUCCCAGAAUGUGAAGUAGAGUGCAUGCACUGCAGUGGAGAAAACUACCAUGGAGUAGUUGCAACAACGGUGUCUGGGCUUGAAUGUCAGCGCUGGGACUCUCAACAACCUCACACACAUGGAUACCUCCCAGAAAAUUUUCCUGAGAAGGACCUGAAGAUGAAUUAUUGCCGUAAUCCCGAUGGCGAACCUCGGCCGUGGUGUUUCACUACCAGCCCAACUAAACGCUGGGAAUAUUGUGACAUUCCUCGUUGCACCACACCUCCCCCAGCUCCUGCACCAGGGCGUCAGUGCCUAUCAGGAAGAGGUGAAGACUAUCGAGGCACAAUAUCCGUUACUGAGUCUGGAAACACCUGCCAGCGCUGGAGUUCUCAGUCUCCUCACAGACACGCCCGCACUCCUGAGAACUAUCCCUGCAAAGGUCUAGAGGAAAACUACUGUAGAAAUCCUGAUGGUGAGAAGAUGCCAUGGUGUUACACCACCAAUACAACUGCCCGGUGGGAAUAUUGCAGCAUCCCCUCCUGUGGUGGGACAGAAUCAGAAGCCCCUGCUGUUGAUGUGCCUGAGCAGGCUCAAAUUACUGAGGAGUGCUAUGAAGGCAAUGGUGUGACUUACCGUGGCACAGCUUCUUUCACUCUCUCGGGGAAGAAAUGUCAAGCCUGGAGCUCGAUGUCACCGCACCGACACAACAAAACCGCUGAGCAGUUCCCAAACGCGGACCUGAAGCAGAAUUACUGCAGAAAUCCAGAUGCUGACAGCCGCCCAUGGUGCUACACCACUGACCCCAGAGUGAGAUGGGAAUAUUGUAACUUGAAGAAAUGUGACGACCACACAGCAGUGACUUUACCAAAACCUCCUCAGACCACACUGGAACCAAACUCUGAUUGCAUUAAUGGUAAUGGCAAAGACUAUCGUGGCACAGUAGCAAAGACUGGAAGAGGCAGGACUUGCCAAGAGUGGAGUUCUCAGAGACCUCACAGUCACGACUAUUUCACUCCCAUGACUCACCCAGGAGCAGGCCUGGAUAAAAAUUAUUGCAGGAAUCCUGAUGGAGAUGUGAAUGGACCCUGGUGCUACACUACAGACCCAAGAAAAGCCUGGGAGUACUGUGACAUUCCUAAGUGCCCUCCUGCUCAGUAUGAGUGUGGAAAAGCCAAGUUUAGACCAAAGCUGUGUGCCCAAAGAAUUGUUGCUGGGUGUAUUUCACAUCCACACUCCUGGCCCUGGCAAAUCAGUCUACGGACGAGUUUUGGCCUGCAUUUCUGUGGAGGAACUCUGAUAGAUCCUCAGUGGGUUCUUACUGCUGCUCACUGCUUAGAAAAGUCAUCGCGGCCAGCUGCAUACAAAGUGUACCUUGGAUUGCACAAGGAGAGAGCAUUGGAGCCAUCAGUGCAAAAACGAGACGUGGAGAAAUUGUUCAAGGGCCCACUCAGGGCAGACAUUGCUCUGCUAAAACUGAGCAGCCCAGCAGUCAUCAACAACCAUGUCAUCCCAGUUUGCUUGCCAAAAGAAGAUGCUGUGUUAGGAGGAAGGGAGGAGUGCUAUGUGACAGGCUGGGGGGAUACAAAAGGAACUGGUGGGGAUGGCUACUUGAAGGAAACUGGCUUCCCUGUGAUUGAGAACAAAAUAUGCAACCGCCCUGAAUUCCUGAAUGGCAGAGUCCAGAAACACGAGCUGUGUGCUGGGAAUAUUCAUGGGGGCACAGACAGCUGCCAGGGAGACAGUGGAGGACCUCUGGUCUGCAAGGACCAAGAUAAAUUUGUCCAACAUGGAGUCACCUCUUGGGGUCUUGGCUGUGCCCAACCCAUGAAACCUGGCGUUUAUGUUAGAGUUUCCAACUAUAUUCCUUGGAUUAAGAGCAUAAUGGAAAACUACUGAUGGUGGCUACAAAGUGCCCUCUCCUGGAAAGCAGCACACACAUGAGACAGAUUCCAGCUGCAUUGCUAAACCUACAACCAAUCACACCACAGUAAAAUAAAUAUGAUUGUGCCUUUUAAACUGUUAUACAUUGACAGUGCUUUUCAAGAACCCA
Messenger RNA from Pogoniulus pusillus (Red-fronted tinkerbird), 2563 nucleotides. RefSeq names its product plasminogen-like. Gene Ontology annotation, molecular function: signaling receptor binding; serine-type endopeptidase activity. The transcript is spliced from 19 exons. The coding region runs from base 1 to 2409 and encodes 802 amino acids. The record is from RefSeq and is a predicted model, not a curated record. Lineage: Eukaryota; Metazoa; Chordata; Aves; Piciformes; Lybiidae. Gene Ontology annotation, biological process: proteolysis.